Molecule: messenger RNA, 1045 nt
Organism: Colias croceus (clouded yellow)
Lineage: Eukaryota; Metazoa; Arthropoda; Insecta; Lepidoptera; Pieridae
Gene: hibadh
Product: probable 3-hydroxyisobutyrate dehydrogenase, mitochondrial
Exons: 6
Coding region: 68-1024 (318 amino acids)
Biological process (GO): L-valine catabolic process
Cellular component (GO): mitochondrion
Molecular function (GO): NADP binding; 3-hydroxyisobutyrate dehydrogenase activity; NAD binding
Source: RefSeq, a predicted model, not a curated record
AUUCUCACAUUUUAUUCAGUCUCAGUGCGUACGCGCCGCGGCCGGUUGUGUUAUUAAUAAAAUCAAAAUGGCGGCCCGCGUCAGCCGGUCUUUCCUCACAACAAGCAGGUCUUACAGCUCGAAAAGUGACAAAAAUGUGGCUUUCCUUGGCCUUGGAAACAUGGGGGGAUUUAUGGCGGCAAAUCUCGUGAAAAAGGGUUUCAAUGUCCGCGGCUACGAUCCAUCAAAAGAAGCGCUGAAUUCAGCAGCUAAGAACGGAGUAUCAAGCGCCAGUUCGAUCGCUGCAGCGGUUGACGGGGUCGAUGUUGUGGUGUCCAUCCUGCCCAGUAAUAAGGUCGUGCUUGACGCGUAUCUGGGAAAAGAUGGUGUUGUUGAUCAUGUGCCCAAAGGAUCUCUUCUCAUUGACUCCAGUACAGUGGACCCCAACGUGCCCAAACAGAUAUUCCCUGUUGCGAUUGAGAAAGGGAAGGGCUUUAUCGAUGCUCCGGUUUCAGGAGGUGUAAUGGGCGCUCAAAACGCGACCCUCGCCUUCAUGGCGGGCGGCAGGAAGCAGGACUUCGACAGAUCCCUACCUCUGCUAGAAGCGAUGGGAGCAAAGCAGUUCCACUGUGGAGAUAUCGGUUCUGGUCAAGUGGCCAAAUUGGCCAAUAACAUGCUCAUGGGCAUUACUGGCAUGGCCACUGCUGAGUGCAUGAAUAUGGGCAUUAAAAUGGGUUUAGACCCAAAAGUGCUGUUAGAUGUGCUAAACAAUUCGUCAGCUCGCUCCUGGUCUACAGAGGUGUACUGUCCCGUUCCCGGACUCGUUCCAACUGCGCCUUCUAGCAGGAACUAUGAUGGUGGCUUCAAGAAUGAAUUAAUGGUUAAGGACUUAGAGCUAGCAAGUGGCAUGGCGCUCGGCAUCCGCUCGCCCAUUCCCCUGGGUGCUGUCGCAACUCAACUAUACCGCAUUGUGCAAUCUCGUGGCUACGGGGAAAAAGACUUUUCCUAUGUAUACCAGUUGCUUAAAGAAGAGACCAAGAAGUAGAAUAAUAAAUUGUUGACUGUU